AUGAGCAAAACUACAUCGAAACUUAAGAAGGAUCAUAUCCCCGAAAAUUUUCAAAUUCUUGUUAAUGGUUUCUUUCAAGAAUCUCAGUUGAAAAUUAAGAGACUGUUGAAGGAGAAUGGUCUAGAUGGUAGAGUGACGCAUAAAAGUGUUUCUAAGAUGAUUAGUUAUGGCAAACCGAUAAUAUCGAAUUAUAAAAUUGGCCUUGAAAAUCUUCCUAAACAAGUUGAGUUGAUUAAGGCUCAAAAGGGUUUUGAUUUUACAGUAAUGGUAGCAGGUCAAUCCGGAGUGGGUAAGUCAACAUUCAUUAACACAUUAUUUGGAGAAAGUUUGGUAGAGAAAGAAAUACAUGAUGAGAAGGAUAUUGGAAAAUCAAUAAUUAAAAGGAAAUUCCAUAUUCAAGGGGAGGGAACUGAGUUGAGAUUUAGUGUUCUCGAAACUCCAGAUUAUGGCAACAAAGUCAAUAACUCCUUUGUUUGGGUACCGCUUGAAAGUUACAUUGAUGAACAAUUAAGGAGUUUUAUUUUUCAAGAGGAACAACCCCAAAGAGAAUGUAUAAAUGAUACUAGAAUUCAUUGUUGUGUAUAUCUUUUUGAACCCACCAAUAAGGGGAUUAAAGCUCUGGAUAUAGUAACCAUGAAAGAACUUUCAAAAAAAGUUAAUUUGGUUCCAAUUAUUUCAAAGAUUGAUAUAUAUAGCAUUGAAGAACGUCAGAAACUAAAAUUGUUAGUGAAAAAUUUAAUAAAAGUUCAUAACAUUGAAGUUUGCAAGUUAAUUAAAGAUUAUGGUUUCUUUGAGGAAGACAAUGUUGAACAGUUUUGCACUGAUUGUCCAUAUGGAGUUGUAACGUCAGAUAAACACAUUUUGAGUUUAAGUGAAGAUUUGGUUUUAGGAAGAUCAUUCAAUGGAAAUAAAAUUGAAGUUGAAAAUGAAGAACAUUCAGAUUUUCUCAAAAUAAGGAAUUUUUUGUUAAGAGAUAAUCUAAUUGAUUUGGUUAAUUCGACGACUGCCUAUUAUGAGAAAUGUCGAGCAGAGAUGUUGAAAUCCAGAAUUGCCAAAACACAAGAGUUGGUUUUAAAGGAUUUAAAUGCUGAACAUACUAAACCGGAACUUUUUAGAAAUUUUAAUUUUGAAAACCCAGAUGAAAAUGGGUUAAGAAAUUAUAUUUGUUACCAAUUAUUUAAUAAGAACGCCAUGAAUAAGCCUAUCGAUGUUUGGUGUCCAGAUCUUUUAGAAAGACAACUGAAUUUUAAAAAGAAAUAUGAUGACUUGUUAACUGUGGAGGAAGGCAAGUAUCAGGAAUGGGCUCAAGGAUUAAAAAAAACUCAAGAAGAAGUCAAUCAUGACAUUAAACAAAUGACCGAAACGAUUCAAUUGUUGCAGCUGGAAUGUGAGGUAUUGGAAGAUCAACUUUUGAAUGGUAAGAGGACCAGAAUAUAUCCAGAGGAUAGUAAUGUAACGUUGGUAGGUUACUGUCACAAGAAAUAG
Molecule: messenger RNA, 1485 nt
Organism: Naumovozyma castellii
Lineage: Eukaryota; Fungi; Ascomycota; Saccharomycetes; Saccharomycetales; Saccharomycetaceae
Gene: SPR3
Product: septin SPR3
Exons: 1
Coding region: 1-1485 (494 amino acids)
Source: RefSeq, a predicted model, not a curated record